Perkinsus marinus ATCC 50983 is the source of this 522-nucleotide messenger RNA. RefSeq lists its product as hypothetical. The transcript has a single exon. The record is from RefSeq and is a predicted model, not a curated record. The coding region runs from base 1 to 522 and encodes 173 amino acids. NCBI's taxonomy places the organism in Eukaryota, Perkinsozoa, Perkinsida, Perkinsidae.
AUGAAGUCCUUGUCGAAAUACUCCACACACUUCAAAGUCGGCGUAGCUGUUGGCGUCCUCGGCGAGGUCCUCUCCGGGGUUGCUAAUGCCGCUUAUCGGGUCCAGCUAGGCCUCGAGCUGGUCAAGCGAUCCCAGCAGGAUCUGCCAAUAGACAACUUACAGUGCAAUGCUGCCGGCUUUCAGAGCUUCAUGAACGGCUUACAGCUCGUCAUGAUCAUAGCCACUAUUGCCCUUUUCAUCGUACGCAUUCAACGCAGAAGGGGCGUGUCUCGCAUCUUCGUUGCCUUGUGCAGCGUCGGUAUGAUAGGCUUCGCUGUGGGUGGAAUCCUGGGCAUCGUCCUCAUGCCCGGUGGAUGCUUCAUUAACGAAGUUAUAUGGGCGAAGAUUUUGGGGUGUAUAGGUCAUGGCUUCGUCAUCACCAGCGCUUUGCUGUUCGUGCUGGCGCCAGAGAUGAGACAGUCAUUGAAGGACAUGGAGACGACUCAGUUAAAUCCACAAGGCGUAGUCUACGCAAGCGCAUAG